AACAGUUGCAUUAUAACCAUUUUUAAGAAUUAUAAUAGUUUAUCGUCACUUUUAAUUAAAAAUACGCAAUUUUAUUUUAUCGUAUUCAUUUAUUUAGAACUUUUCAUAGUGAAACAUGUUGGGGUCCGGCGAUGGAGGUAAUAUUAUCAAAUUGCGUGGGUUACCAUUCUCCACUACAAUCGAAGAUGUUUUGGAUUUUUUAACUGAUGUCAACGUGUUGAACGGAAAAGAAGGUGUACAUUUAACUGAGGUACGACCUGGCCGUCCAUCCGGUGAGUGUUUUGUUGAAGUGGAGAGCCAACAAGAUGUUGAGGAAGCUUUGAAGAAAGAUAAAGAAAAUAUGGGCAAAAGAUACAUAGAAGUGUUUUCCACUGAUCGUCAAGAUAUGGAAUGGGCACUGAAUGCAAUGAAACAAAGUGAAAAUGGAUUUGAUACACUUCCUGUUGUCAAUGAUGACAUGGGUGUUGUUAAGCUGAGAGGUUUACCCUUUGGCUGCUCAAAAGAUGAAGUUAUCCAGUUUUUUAACGGGAUCCAAGUGGCCCCGGAGGGGGUGCACUUACUAUCGGACAACACGGGGCGGGCCUCGGGCGAGGCGUAUGUUUACUUCAUUGACAAACAGGGUGCUCAAGAUGCCCUCAGCAGGGACAGGGAGAAAAUAGGACACAGGUACAUAGAGGUGUUUCUGAGUUCGCCUGAUGAAGUGAGGGCAUACGCAGCGCGAAUCGAUAUUGGAAUGCGGUCCAGUCGUGGGUACAGACCGACUCCGUAUGAUAGGAACGAGCGAUUUGGUGGGCGCUUUGCUUCGAGGGGGAGAACGUCUUUUGGCAGAGGCGGAAGUGGGGGAUAUGGUGCAGCCAGAGGAGGCUUGAGACGCAGCAGCGGACUCCACUGCGUGCACAUGCGAGGGUUGCCUUUUAAGGCUUCACCGCAGGAUAUCGCUUAUUUCUUUAAACCAAUCCGUCCGGUCAACAUCACGAUACUCUACGACAGCAGCGGGCGGCCUUCGGGCGAAGCUGAUGUGGAAUUUGAAUGUCAUGAUGACGCUAUGAGGGCAAUGAGGCGAGACAAAAACAACAUGGACCACAGAUACAUAGAAUUAUUUCUAAACUCGUCGCCAGGUGGCGGCGGAGGCGCUUUUAAAUCUAACCGGAACUUCCGGAACUAUUGAUUGUCUUUGUUUUACGUCCGGCAGUUAUGCUCCUAAUUUGAAAUAAUAGUGACGUCACAUGAAGGUUUUCACAUCACAUACGAUUUUAAAUUUUUGUGCUGACAUGUCUAUGAUUUCAGAUAGUAAAAUCCUAUUAAAAAUAUAGUUUUAUAAUAGAUUCUAUCAGACUGCUAUAAAUAUUGCUAUUAUUAAAUAAUAAAGGUGAAUAUGAGCGAAUUAAGUCCGGAAUAUAUCUAAAUAAUAUUUGAAUAUAGAACCCGCACGUGAAGUCUAAAAAGUAACUAAAGAUGUGACGUCACUUCCGAUGCAAACGUAUGUUCCAAAUUCAAAAGUUGUCAUUAGUCUUAGCCAACAAUAUUUUGUGACAGGCGGGACCGGCUAAAAUUGUAUGAGAAUGCACACGUCACGUGACCAAUACCAUACAAGUUCGAUUGUCGUCCGUCACGCCUGUCGCAAGAGUGUUUGGCUAAGGCCUUUGAUGACGUCAUUGUUCGAAUUCCAUUCUAAUAUGGAACUCAUUGUAGCAUGAUUUCUAUGUUAAAUUAGUAUUUUUUACUCAAGAAUUAUCUAAAAGUACAUUUGAUUGUAUUUUUAAGUUUUAUAACGGUAAUUGUUAUGUGCAUGUUUAUAUUUACACGAAAUUUCGUUAAUAUUGUCAACGGAACGACCAUUGUACUUAAUGUUGAGACUUUUAUACGAUUUCUCAAAAUUGCACAGAUAAUAUAUAGACCAGACCAUAUAUUAAGUUUUCUAAUAACAUAGUAUUUGCUAUGACUUAAUUAUAAUUAAAAUUCUUCACAGUAUAUUAUAUAACGCCACCAAAGUCUACUAUAGUUAACUCGUUCAUAUCUGGUGGCAGACAAUCGUACUUCGCUCUUGACAAGUAAAGAAAGAGAGAGAGAAAAAAGACGUCAAAUGGAAAUUCGAGGAGGCGAUUUUGGAGAUUCCUCAACUACUCAUCUGUCUCUUUUCAUCAUAGAGUAAAAUCGAUUUGACAGAAAGAGACAAAAGAGUGCAUUUGGAAUGAAGAUUUAAAAUGUUGAAUUAUUUGGAUUUGUUAAGAAAAUUAGUAAAUAUAAUUGCUGCUUACGUAAUGAUUUGAUUAGUUACUUCAGUUUAUUGAUAUUAACUCCUAAUUAACGACUCUAAGUGAAAUGUAAUUCCUGUGUAAAUUUAAAGUCUUUCAAUAGCACUCUUAAUUUUUCGUUUAGUUUCUGUGGAUAUAAUUAAGCAUAAAUAUAUUAUACAGAACAAUUAUAAUAACAUCGAAUAUUCGUGGGAAAGUGUCUGAUUUGUGGAUUUUUUUUACAAAUAUCCCGUUUUAGUAUACUAAUCAAAUAGCCAUAAAG
Molecule: messenger RNA, 2517 nt
Organism: Pieris brassicae (large cabbage white)
Lineage: Eukaryota; Metazoa; Arthropoda; Insecta; Lepidoptera; Pieridae
Product: heterogeneous nuclear ribonucleoprotein F-like
Exons: 8
Coding region: 116-1168 (350 amino acids)
Biological process (GO): regulation of RNA splicing
Cellular component (GO): ribonucleoprotein complex; nucleoplasm
Molecular function (GO): RNA binding
Source: RefSeq, a predicted model, not a curated record